AUGGCUGUGAUCGCGGAAGGGAAGAGAAGAGGAGGCCCGUUCCAUCCUCCCCCAGAAGCGAGCAAGGGAAGCGGGAAACGUGGAUCCGUGCUGUUACGUCACCCCCAGAGAGAGAGAGCGAGUAUAAAGAAGAAAAAAAAGCAACGAGUAGAACCUUCUCGGGCCUGGUCCGAUCUUUUCAUCCUCGUUGCUCUUCGAUAUCUUGUCAGCUGGAUGGCAAAAAGAAGCACUCUUUGCGAGUUCCACUGGGUUUCCGAGUUUGCGUGUCUGUAUCGAUCAGUUGGCCACCAACAAGCCAUCUGA
Microsporum canis CBS 113480 is the source of this 303-nucleotide messenger RNA. RefSeq lists its product as uncharacterized. The transcript is spliced from 2 exons. The coding region runs from base 1 to 303 and encodes 100 amino acids. NCBI's taxonomy places the organism in Eukaryota, Fungi, Ascomycota, Eurotiomycetes, Onygenales, Arthrodermataceae. The record is from RefSeq and is a predicted model, not a curated record.